Messenger RNA from Papaver somniferum (opium poppy), 1447 nucleotides. Its product is annotated as GDSL esterase/lipase At4g16230-like. The record is from RefSeq and is a predicted model, not a curated record. Lineage: Eukaryota; Viridiplantae; Streptophyta; Magnoliopsida; Ranunculales; Papaveraceae. The coding region runs from base 118 to 1209 and encodes 363 amino acids. The transcript has 5 exons. Gene Ontology annotation, molecular function: hydrolase activity, acting on ester bonds.
UCAAACAUUUUUUUUCUCUGUUUUUGAGUUCUUUGUUUUUCUUUAGGGAGCUCAUUUUUUUCCUCUUUAUUUGAGGUUAAGACUACUAUCAUUAAGUGAUAAUCCAGGUUUUGAGAAAUGGGUUUAGCUUCAUAUUAUCAUAUUCUUGUUCUUCUUCUGCAAGUUUUGUUUGGGACUAGUACUUUAGCACAGAGUUUUCCCUCCAAUUUUGUAUUUGGAGAUUCAUUAGUUGAUGUUGGAAACAAUGACUACAUUGUUUCACUCUCCAAAGCUAAUUAUGUUCCUAAUGGGAUUGAUUUUGGAAAGCCUACUGGUCGUUAUACGAACGGAAGAACGAUUGUCGACAUUAUAGGUAAAGAAUUGGGUGUGAAAGAAUUUACUCCUCCGUACUUGGCUCCAUCUACAGUUGGAGAUGUGGUUCUUCAUGGUGUCAGUUAUGCAUCAGGUGGAGGUGGAAUUCUAAACGAAACCGGCAAGAUUUUCGUUGGAAGAAUCAACUUGGAUGCACAACUAGAUAACUUUGCUAAUACGAGGCAAUAUAUAAUCUCUCGAAUUGGUGCCGAAGCGGCUUCGAAACUUUUCGCCAAAGCACUUUUCUCUGUGACAAUGGGUUCCAAUGAUUUCCUUAACAACUACUUAGUUCCUGUUCUCUCGAUUCCUGAGCAGAAACUGAUAUCCCCUGAAACGUUUAUUGAUACACUAAUUUCAAGAUACAGGCUUCAGCUAACAAGAUUGUUUAACUUGGGUGCAAGAAAGAUUGUUGUUGUCAAUGUUGGACCAAUUGGUUGCAUCCCAUACCAGAGGGAUGUAAAUCCUUUGUCAGGAGAUUCAUGUGUCGCCUUACCGAAUCAAAUGGCAUUGUCGUUUAACAAGAAGUUGAAGAGCCUUGUCGCCGAGUUGAGCUCCAAACUUGCUGGAUCCAAAUUUGUAUAUGCAGAUGUUUACCGCAUUGUCGCUGAUCUCAUUGAAAACUAUCAAUCAUAUGGUUUCGAAAAUUAUAACUCGGCAUGCUGCUCCGUAGCAGGUCGAUUUGGAGGCGUAAUUCCAUGCGGUCCAAAGUCGAGAGUUUGUUCAAACCGUGACAAAUACAUAUUCUGGGAUCCAUACCAUCCAUCUGAUGCUGCUAAUGCCAUAAUUGCAAAUAGGUUGCUCAAUGGCGAUACCAAAGACAUUUUCCCCGUUAAUAUCAAAAAACUUUUCAAGUCUUAAGUUAGUAAAUGAUGAUUCAAAAGUGAAAGAUUUUCAUCUUCUUUUCUAUGUGAUUCUUUUGCUGAUUAAUAUAUACAGCUACAUGUUUAACUGCCCAUUGAGACUCCUCCAUAACCGUCACUGAUUUCAACAGAUCAAGAAAGUUUAUGAUCUAAGAACUUGAGGGAAACGUUAUGUCAUAUUUUCAGUUUUCUGCAUUCUCAUGUAACUCGAUCUCAUAUAUAUACAUGUUGCUCCU